Molecule: messenger RNA, 930 nt
Organism: Aspergillus ruber CBS 135680
Lineage: Eukaryota; Fungi; Ascomycota; Eurotiomycetes; Eurotiales; Aspergillaceae
Product: isoflavone reductase family protein
Exons: 1
Coding region: 1-930 (309 amino acids)
Source: RefSeq, a predicted model, not a curated record
AUGGCACUCUCCGUCGCAAUCGCUGGAGCUGCCGGCCAUCUAGGCCAGCAUAUCGCGGCCGCUUUCCUUUCCCCCCCGUUCCAAGAUGCCUUUUCCCGAAUUAUUUUCCUCUCGCGAAGCGAACAAGGCAGCUCGUCCCCAUUGGCAAAGUAUAAGUCCCACAACAAGGUGGUAUUCCGACAAUACGAUGAAAAAAAUCCCAAGUCCGCGUUGGACGGCGUGCACAUCCUCGUCAACGCUGUCGGCGCAACCGGCCACGACUUUAAAGAGAAACUCCUCCGCGCUCUCCCCGGAUCUGACGUUCGACUGUAUUUUCCGUCAGAGUUUGGGGUCGAUCACUAUGUGCAUGACUUUCCGCACGGAGAGUGGGACAGGAAGAAGAAGCAUGAUGCCCUGGCGCGAGAGAUUGUUCCUAACGUGAAGGUGUGCCGGGUAUUUUGUGGUUUGUUCCUGGAGGAUAGUAUCGGGCCGUGGUUUGGUCUGAACACCAAGUAUGGGAAGUAUGAGGGCGUUGGAUCUUCGAAGAGUCCUGUGUCGUUCACGGCGUUGGAUGACGUGGGGAGAUCAGUUGCACAAUUGGCCGCGAAGCCUCCUGACCAGAUCCCGGGGAAGGUGCAUAUCGGUGGUGAUACGCGGAGUAUCGCAGAGGUUGCCCAGAUAAUGGAACAGGCUGGUGCUGGGAAGAUCGAAGUGAGUGAGGUCGGCCUGAACGAGUAUAAGGCCGAAACGACAAAGGAUACCUCGUCUACCGAUCCGGCGAAAUUCCUGCGGUUCCUGAUGGGCGAAAGAAAAAUUGAGCAUACCACGCAGGGAAUGGGGAAUAGUAAUGAGGGUGUUAAUCCAGGCGAGAGCGUGUGGAAAUGGAAGCGAUUGGAGGAAUUGGCGAAAGAGACUGGAGGGAAACCAUGGGGAGACUAUGAGUGGUCUUGA